Messenger RNA from Erigeron canadensis, 2360 nucleotides. RefSeq lists its product as uncharacterized. The record is from RefSeq and is a predicted model, not a curated record. The transcript is spliced from 6 exons. Lineage: Eukaryota; Viridiplantae; Streptophyta; Magnoliopsida; Asterales; Asteraceae. Bases 275 to 2260 code for a protein of 661 amino acids.
UCAACCGCCACAAAUCCCAACACACAUACACACAUUCUCUCCCAACCUUAACUCCAUCAUUCAAAAUUUGCAACCAACCAUAUACCAUGAAACCAUUAACUGUUUCCAUAACCAUAAAUCUCCACAAAUAAAACCCGACCCGAAUACCCAGUCAAGUUUGCUCACACUUACCCAUCUCAUUCUCCUUGAAAUUUUGCUUUCUUUUAGGUUUAGAAUAAAUGAUGGUUCUUCAAAGGGUGUUCAAAGUGAUCCUGGGGUUGCAUUAAUAGAAGACAUGGAGGUAAAACAAGACUUUUUGGAGGUAAAAGGUAAAGAAAAUGGUGAUGGGCUUUAUGAGGAAAAUCAAGAAUUAAAUGAUGAAAAAAAUGAUGGGCAAAAUGAUGAGGAAAAAGAUGGAAAAGAGUCCCCUGAGUUUUCAUUCACUUUUAAAUUUCCAACUUAUGAGGAGUUUACUAAAAAGCAGAAAGAUUUUGGUUCCAUAAGUCAAUUAGUUGAUAUGUUGGAACCACCUUCAUGUGUUGAUGACAAGAAUUUAAGUAAAAAUAUUGAUUCAUUUGAAGUUUCGUUGGAAGGUAGCAGUGAAGUCGAUGUGGAUUCGAAUGAAGGGAAUUCGGCUAGGAAUGAUGAUUUUGAAGAUGAAGCAAAUGUUAAUGAGCAAGUGAUGGUUGAAAGUUUUGAUGAGAAGGUUACAAAAAUGGAGGACAAAGAAGAAGUUGAUGCUUUUAGUGAAGUGAAAUUGGAAAAAGUUAAUGAUGAAAGUGUUGAUUCAUAUGCUGAUGUUUUUAAUAUGGAUUCAAUUGGUUUAAAGAUUGAAGAAAAAGAAGAAAUUGAUACUUUUAGUGAAGAUAAGCAAAAAGUUCUUGAUGGAAGUGUUUGCACAUCUUCUGACUCAAAUACGGAUUUAAACGGGUCAAGUGAUAGUUCUCCAUCGAGUAAUGUAUCUCAAGAAGACGGGUUCUUAUCUGACGAAUUUUUUGAUUUAGAAUUCAUUAAAAAGGAUGAAAACAAAUGGUUAUCAGACGAUUUCUUAUCUGAGAAAGAUUUUGGUACAAAUCUAAAAAAAGAAAGUACAGAUGAUAAUGGGAAGAAUUCAUCAAGUGAUACAUCAAACAAGCUGGAAUCUUUAUGGGAACAUCAAGAAUUGAUUGAGCAGUUAACAAUGGAGAUCAAGAAAGCUAAAGCCAGUGGACUGCCAACAAUUUUUGAAGAAUCCGAAUCGCCUCCAAAGAUAAUGGAGGAAUUGAAGCCAUGGAAGAUUGAGGAAGUGUAUCAACAUAGUGGUGGCAAGUUGACUGAAGCUCACAAGUUUUACAAAAGCUAUAGAGAAAAGAUGCGAAAAUUGGACAUUUUCAAUUACCAGAAAAUGUAUACUAUAGGUUUCUUACAGUUAAAAGAUCCCAAUCAGUCAUCUUCAAGCUCAAAAGCUUCAAUUCCUCAAAUUACGACACUUCUUAGCCAAAGUUUCACAACCUACAAAGGCAAGAAGCGUGAAGACGAUCCAACCAUUAAGUUUAUCAAAGAGCUACAAAAUGAUUUGGAAGUUGUGUAUGUUAGCCAAAUGUGUCUUUCUUGGGAAAUCCUACAUUGGCAAUACGAAAAGGCAAUGGAUAUAUGGGAAUCAGACCCACAUUUGUUUCGAAGAUUUAAUGACCUUGCUGGUGAAUUUCAACAAUUUCAAGUGUUGAUGCAAAGAUUUAUAGAGGAUGAACCUUUUCAAGGUCCAAGAGUUCAGCAUUAUGUUAAAACUCGAUGUAUAUAUCGUAAUCUUCUACAAGUUCCCGUGAUUAGAGAUGACCCUCCAAAGAACUGGAAGGCAAGAGAUGAGGUUGUAUACGAUAUUACCAGUGACACGUUAGUUGAGAUAUUUCAAGAAUCCAUACGCUUAUUCUGGCAAUUUGUUCGUGCUGAUAAGUAUAAAAGGCAAACGCCCGCUGAGUUUCGGAAACCCGAGGAUGCACAACUCUAUAUGGAUCUUCAGAAAGAUUUACACAAGAAAGAAAAGAAGCUGAAAGAAGUAUUAAGAAGCGGAAAUUGCAUACUAAAGAAGUUAAGAAGCUGUAAAGAAGAGGAGACGGCAGAAGAUGGAGCCCUUUACUUCUUUUGUCAAGUAGAUAUGAAAUUAGUGUCCAGGGUGCUACAAAUGUCUACAUUAACUAGUGAUCAAUUACUGUGGUGUCAUAAUAAGCUAAGUAGAGUUAGUUUUGUCAACAGGAAGAUUCAUGUAGAGCUAGAGCCCUCAUUUUUGCUAUUUCCUUGCUGAUUUUUAGGCCCGACUAUAUCACCCUUUUUGCGGUGUAACGAUUUUGUUAAUUCUUUCGAAAUCAUUAGGCAAAGUUAUUAUAGCUUCGUUAAAGGUGUUA